GUUGAUUAAGUCGCAACUCUGGUAAACAACGCACGUGCGCUUGCAAACAAAAACAUGACUGAUAAUUUAAAUAAAUACCUUGCAGAAGCCGCCUCCACUGACCUGCCUAGCUCAGAGGAUGAGGCUGAUCUUGAAGAUGAGGACACCUGUGGAGCUCAUGAAUUGGCCGCCGAAUUUAGCUUUCAUUAUCCACAAGACGAAUCGUCGAUAUCGCUAAAACGUGACUACGUCUUGGGUUUAUGUGCUGACAGUGGAUUUACACGGAUUGCUGCUGGCCUAUCCAACACCACAGUUAAGAUCUACGACCUCAGCGCGGCAGGCUCUCUAACUGCAAUUCAUGAGGAGCGAGUUCCCUCUGUGGUGAGCUUACACAAUGAUGUGACAAUCUGUGGAGUCCGAUUUUUGGAUGAUGGCUCCGACUCAUUGUUGGUUGGCACCACAAAUGGCCUGGUGCGUCUUAUUGAUUUACGUGCAAACGGCGUACAGGCGACAUUUGAGUACAAGACAGCAGAGCAAUCGUCUCCGCCUGUGCCAAAGUCAAUAACAUGCUUCGAUCGUAAUGCCAAUAGUCGCGUUAUCUGCAGCGGCACAGAGCAGUAUAUGAGCAAUGUGUAUUUGCUCUUCUUUGAUGUCCGUGAGCGUAAACAGCUUGGCGUCUACUACGAGACUCACGAAGAUGAUGUGACCUCCGUGCGCUUUCAUGCAAGCAAUCCAGAUCUCUUGUGCUCAGGAGGAACAGAUGGUCUGAUAAAUGUGUUUGAUAUUAAACAGAGCGACGAAGAUGAGGCGUUACUUAACACUAUUAAUACUGAGAGCAGUGUUCACCGGCUAAAUUGGCAUCGGAAUGUCUACGAGCAGGACAUCAUCUCAUGCAUCACACACACCAACGAUUUUAAGAGCUAUGAGUCCGAGGAAGGCGAUGAGAUCAUCUCCUUUGACCGUUCAGCUAUUACAGCAGGCAUUCGACGCAAAUCUGCUGGCAAUUUUAAUUUAAUCAAUGCCCAUAAUCUGGAGGAUGAUGGCGUCUUUUUGUUGGCCGGCACCAACCAAAAUCGAGGAGAGGUGCUGCGAUCAGUGAGUGCUCCCGCUAAAGAAACGUUGAAGCCGCUUACUAACUUUGUGGGCAACAAACAAAUUGUGCGAGACAGUCUUUACGAUGCCAAGCGGAAUCUGCUAGUAACUGGUGGCGAAAGUGGCAUUAUUACCGUCUGGACGCCUGCUGCCAGCAACAACAGCAGCAGUGCGAACCUAAAGAGUAAAUCGAAGGCUGCAAAGGCACACAAGAAAAAUCCAUACUAAAGACAACAUUAUUAAAUAAAGAUUUAUAUGUAUUUACUUUUAAUUUAAAUAAAAAUCAUAUUCCUACAAUUA
This is a messenger RNA of Drosophila innubila, 1371 nucleotides long. Its product is annotated as WD repeat-containing protein 89. Gene Ontology annotation, molecular function: protein binding. NCBI's taxonomy places the organism in Eukaryota, Metazoa, Arthropoda, Insecta, Diptera, Drosophilidae. The transcript has 3 exons. The record is from RefSeq and is a predicted model, not a curated record. Bases 55 to 1299 code for a protein of 414 amino acids.